Danio aesculapii is the source of this 2921-nucleotide messenger RNA. It is a transcript of the gene brms1, whose product is annotated as BRMS1 transcriptional repressor and anoikis regulator. Gene Ontology annotation, biological process: negative regulation of transcription by RNA polymerase II. Gene Ontology annotation, cellular component: Sin3-type complex. The transcript has 10 exons. Lineage: Eukaryota; Metazoa; Chordata; Actinopteri; Cypriniformes; Danionidae. Gene Ontology annotation, molecular function: histone deacetylase binding. Bases 131 to 943 code for a protein of 270 amino acids. The record is from RefSeq and is a predicted model, not a curated record.
ACAAACGAAUAAACGCUGAGGAAGUAGACCUGUCCGAUGUCAACUUGCCAUGAUAUGCAAAUUCAGUCCAAAAUAUGUCAUAUUUCUUCCAUGCGUAAAGAAUAAUCGACAAGAAGUGCUGUAAGCAGUCAUGCCAGCUCAGCCUGCUGCCAGAGAUCCAGAGGAGGAGAUGGAGACUGAGGCAGACCCCGACAUUCCUCAUACCAAUGGUGAGGUGGAGGAGGAUCAAGAAAGAGAUGGAGGAGAGGCUGAGGAGACGAUGGAAGAGAGUGGAGAGGAAAGGGACAGUGACUUGGAGGAGAGUGAGCCAGAGGAGGAGGAAGAAGAGGAAGAGAGUUCAGAAAUGGAUGAUGAAGAUUGUGAGAGAAGACGAUCACAGUGCCUGGAUGAAAUGUCAGACCUGGAAAAACAAUUCCUGGAGUUGAAAGACAAGCUUUUUCAAGAGCGUCUAAAUCAAGUUAAAUUAAAAUUGGACGAGGUUUUGACAGGAAAGGCAGGGGAGUACAGAGAACCUUUAGCAACACUGCAGCAGAAUCUACAGCAGAGGACACAAGUAGCAGGCGUAUAUAGAGAACUUUGUCUGCAAGUGGUCAGACACAAGCAUGAGUGUGAAGUACAGGGUGCAAGACAACAUCUAGAGAGUGAGAAGACACUUUUGUUUGAUGCCAUUAAGACAGAACUCCUGGAGAAGAUCCGCAGACUGGAGGAGGACAAACAGAGCAUAGACAUCACCUCAGAGUGGUGGAAUGAUGAAGUGAGGAUGAAGAAGUGUAAAAGAAGGAGUCACCUGAUUCGCUCAGACCGGAAGAAGAAGGCGGCACUUGUGUCAGGGCCCUAUAUAGUGUAUAUGCUAAGAGAAACCGACAUACUAGAGGACUGGACGGCCAUCAAGAAGGCAAAAGCUGCACUGAUGCCCCUGAAGAAGAAAGCAGACAGGUCGUAAUAACAGGGAUCAGCGCAGGAGAGGUCUGGUUCAAGCGCACAGAUGGCACCAAAACCAAAAUCUACAUCUCUUAACUUCAGAAAGGCAAAUGCGCCAUAUGAAAAGCUUAGAGAAGAUAAAUUACACUCAGAGAGUGUGUGAGCCUACCCUUUAAUAAUUACCAAAUAACACACACAUUUACAGUACCAACACACUUGUAGAACAGCAUCUAAUGCUAUGCGCUGGUAUUGAACAGACCAGAGGGUGUUAAUUAUGUCUUCAGUGACUUUUGAUCUCAGAUCAAUGUUGCCCUUUUUGAUUAGGUUUUCCUGAUGUUAUUAUUAAAAGGAGUCAGAUCAGCUUUGCUAAUGGCAAGUAUGUAAAGCUGAAUUUCAUAACAUAACACAAACACAACAUGGGCAUACAAAAUCUGUUUGACCAAAUGCACAUAGACCAUAUGAAGCCUUUCUUUGCUCCCAGCGGGAAUCUUGAUGUCAAAACCACACCAAAAUACAUGUCAAAAAUGCUAAUCGAUUUAAUGUCAAAACCUUGAUUGAUGGCCUUUUGGUCACAAAAAUAACGACACAAAAUUAUUACAAUAUAAGAAAAGUUCAGCAAUUCGUCUGAAAAUUCCAAACUGACACUGGAGUUUGCAUUCCUAUAAAAUCGAAUUAUUUUUAUUGUCUUAUUCCCAUCAGAUGUGUGCUACGUGUGAUAGAGGAGUGAAUUUCCAAAAGUGUAAAGCGCAAAAACAGAUUAAAAAAAGAACAGAAUUUUAAGUAAAACCUUGCUCGCAUCAUUUUGGAGCUACAACGUAUGUCAACUACCUUAAUGUCAAAACAAAUUGAUCUUAUUGGUGUCAAAAAACAAGAACUAUGAUAGUUUUUGACAUAUUUUUACACCAAUGUUAGAUGUCAAUUUAAAGGGGACAUAUUAUGCUUCUUUUUACAAAAUAUAAAAUAAGUGUCUGAUGUCUCUAGAGCGUCUAUGUGAAGUUCCACUCAAAAUAACCACAAAUAAUGUUUUAUUACUCUUUGAAACUGCUGCUUUUAGGCUUUGAUCCAAACAGUGCUGUUCUGGUGACUGUCGCUUUAAAUUCAAAUGAGAUUGUGCUCCUUUCAGAAGAGGGUGGAGCUACAAAUGCCUAUGUAUCAGCAUAGUGGCCGAUUUAAAAACAAGACUAACAUCCUAUACUAAUGAGGGAGAGAUUGUCUAAUGGGCCACUAAUGGGCGGGGCUUUUCCCCUCUGAUGACAAGUACAAAGGGAGAAUGUUUACCAUUAGAUGCUGGUUAUAUUCACAGACUGUUGUUACAUAACUGUGUUUAAACUCCUUAUAAAAGGGAUUUUUGUAUAAUAGCUUCCCUUUAAUGUUGUUUUGACAUCAAUGUAGUAAGUUGACAUGAAAUGUAUUUGCGGGCUUGUUUAUUUAAUGUCUUUUUGACAUCAAGUUGCCCUCUGAUAGCCUACUGUUAGUUCCUCACACUGAAUACAUUCAAAAUACUUCAUACUGACCUUAUAUGAAGACUGAUGGAUAUUUGGGUUCCUCUGGGUUUGUUUAUCUUUAUGCUUUAAAAUGAUUAUCAAACUCUACUUCAUGUGCACUAAAAACAAUACAUGGACGAGAAAAGACUGCACUUACAGAACAUAUCUUAUUUUUAUCUUGUGCUGUAAAAACUGCUUCUUUAACCUGGUCUGUGAUCUGUUUUUAACUGCUAAUGGUUUGUAUAUUACAAGAAAGCUGAGAUCAGGACACCUUAACAUGUUGUGUGUACCCAGAACACACAAACAACAAAUCACACCUUUAAACAUGAUUGCACUCAGAAAAACAAGAGAUGUAACUUUUUUUCAGUACUUUGAGAACUGUUAUUGUAAUACAUAGUAUUUAUAGACAUCUGUAAAUUGAUCUGAAACAGAGGGUGCUUUUUAAAACUUAUUUAUAAAGUGUUGGAGAUAACCAUGUAUUUAUAACAAGAAGCAUUAUUAAAAUCUUUUAUUACA